UUAUCCAACAACAACAUCAAAAUCGUCAUCAUGGUCUGGGACAAAUACAACCGCUCAAAUGGUGGUGUCACGAUCGACUUUUACCCAAACACACUCGAUAACAUCUCUUGGUCGAAGGAAGGAAUCAUCUCAGUGGGCGGCAGUGACCAUGUCAGCCUUUUCGUACCACGUCUCAAAGCCAUUGCAUCGGAUGAGAGAAGAUGGGACAAGAUCAAUCUCAAGACGAGUUUCUUCACCCUGGAUGAUAUCCAACUUCAACUACCUCUAAGCUGGAAAAACUUUUCGAUUGGUGAAGAAAUGUCAGAAUCCUUUGUUCACGCCCUCGACUGGUCACCUCCGGGACUUGGCAAACACAAACGAAGUGUCCUGGCCGUUCUUACCUCAAAUCAUGUGCUAUCGAUCUGGGAAUGCGUUGGAAAACCAGAAAUCGCUACGGAUUGGGUGAGAGCUUGUGUCGUCAACCACACCCUCCAAGCACACUACAAGGAAAAGGAUGUUCAGACUUCGGAAGAGAGUGAGCACGAUCACUUUGAAAGACUGAGAGCAAAGCAACGUAUCAGAGCGUUUACAUGGAGCCCAGCAUUACCAGACUCUUCGCUGUCGGGUGCUUCUGGUCACUGCACGACAAGAAACCCCUAUCUGGCUGUUUCAAAUGAUCGCGGCGAAGUCUUGAUCAUCGACCUACAGACACCUCACAAUAUCUUGGAGCCAAACACGACACGCUGGAACCUAUCUGUGGCGGGCUCAUUCGGCGUCGAGGUUCCCGAUACCAAGAAAUCGGCUCUCAGUGCUUGUCUGCCAGUGACAUUUACAUGGAGAAGUCCUUUUGUGGAUCAAUUGGCUNNUUGGAGUCCAUGGGCUUCAGAUUCCGCCAAUUCGCAAACGUCAAUACUGACUUUCACGACUCAGUCAUCUUUGCAAUGCACGAACGUGAUGAUUGCUGAUGAAAGCUCACGUACUGAUGUGGCGACUGGCGCUGUUAUAUCGCUGAUGGAGGAGGUACCUGAUACUCAAGCUGCCGGAUGUAUGAAAUGGGCCUCGAAGCUGAACAGUUCAAAGGAAGCAUUCCUGGUGUACCCAACCCGCAAUGCGUUCUACUGUCUGCAAGCUCAGCCGGGUUCCAAUUCCGAGUUUCAAGUCUCGGCUCAAGAGAUCAAUACUCCCUGGGACGAGAUCGCAGGCAUGACUUUUGUACAAGACGAGAGCGAGAACAUUUCUGUGCAAAUUGCAUACCAUCUUGGCUCGGGGACUGACCGCAUCACCAGUCUGGCUUUACCAUUUACACCGAAUUCAGGCCUCGGAUCCACUAAUUGGCAGCAUGACCUGCUCAGAGGCCAACGACGCUUUAGUGACGAGUGGAACCUUGCUGGCAACGUUAUAUCCAGAGCUUAUGGCUUGUGUACAUCUCCCUUUGGCGAUUUGGUGGCUAUCAAUGUCAGCUUUCACCCGAGCGAUGGAGUUGAAUACACAACAAACUCUGAUGAGGUCUCGUAUUUCGUUACUAGUCAGUGCAAUGAUGACUUGCAAUUUGCUCUCGCCGGGUCUCCUUCCAAUGCUUACGAACUGACUGCUGAAACUCUGCUUUCUAGCUUGCAAAGCCUUGCCGUGCGCGAGCCCGAAGCGCUUGCUGACGACAGCUUUGUGAUUGAGCAGGUCAUGCAAGCACUCGACCUUUCGGAAUUGCCCUCAACCAGUAUCAAUCAGGUUCAGAUCACAGAAGACACUCCUGUCGAGCUGGUUGUGCGUCAAUUGAGACAGAACAUCUUGUUCAACCGUGACAGUGUUCACAGGCGGCUGUCGCAGCUGUUGAAAUUUGUCAAAGCUGACAUUCCCAAAACUCCGCCGCUCGAUGCAACGGUCGUGCUCAAGAUUGUUUCAGAGAUCUCGCGCCUCCCACAUUUCGUUGCAGACGCCAGUCUCUUGAGCACCUCAAUCAUGCAAACUCAUUGUUUGAUUCUAGCGAAACUGCAAGCACGAGCUGGAAAUGCUGACGCCGAUGCUUCGACCUCAGAGGAAGAAGAGAUUGAGAGAUGUGAGAUAUGUCACAGUAACAUACCUUUGGAGAGUCUUCGAUGGGCGAAGUGUGUUAACAACCAUCAAUACCCGCGUUGCACGCUCUCCUUCCUCGCUAUUCAAACGCCGGGCACUGCUAAGUCUUGUUCUAUAUGCAAUGCUCAGUAUAUGAACGAGUUUAUGAUACCUGGCAUCAAGGCAAAAGACAGCAGCGAGACGGUCACCGAUGAAGCUGAUGGAGAUGAGGUGAUGCAAGGGACUAUUGACCCAGAGCCUCCAGUAUCUUUGGCACGCAUUCUUUUCGCGGCAUGCGAUAGAUGUGUCUGUUGUGGAGGUAAAUUUACCGGCUAA
Aureobasidium uvarum is the source of this 2364-nucleotide messenger RNA. The record is from the annotation of a GenBank genome assembly. NCBI's taxonomy places the organism in Eukaryota, Fungi, Ascomycota, Dothideomycetes, Dothideales, Saccotheciaceae.